AUGGACAACAAAAUACAGCUGGCCUGUCUCCUUCUUUGUAUUUCACUUUUAGGUUUUGAUGACAUCGGUUACCACUAUCUGAUUGGCGGAGAUGGGACUGUGUUUGAGGGUCGGGGUGGAAGAGUCAAAGGCGCUCACUCACCAGGCUACAAUAAUAGAAGUAUCGGUGUAUGCCUUCUCGGUGAUUUCACGAAAACUUUACCAACUACUGAUGCCACUACAUCAUUAAAGAGGCUCCAUGCUUGUCUUCAAAUCAAAGGAGUACUUUCUGUUAACAACAGUGUCUUCGGUCAUAGAGAUGCUCGACCAACGGAAUGUCCCGGGUCCAAGUUCUAUAGCAGUUUACAUGAAGAAUUCGGAGAUUUCUGGCACAGAAUCAAGCCGGAGAUGUGGACAAACUGUAGAGUAGACGGAGGAACAUGCUUAGACGUUACUAAAGUUGAAUGCGAGGGACGCUGGAAGACUGACUUGUGUCCAGGACCUACGGAAAUUAAAUGUUGCAUUCCGGAGUAGAAGUAGAACACGUAAGAUUUGAAGCUGAUUUAUAUUCUCCAGUAUGUGAAAUCGUCUUCUGUACAUUCUGCCGCUGGUGACUAAUAAAUGUAUUAUCCAGCAUGUGAAAUCAAAUCGUAUUAUGUAUAUUGUGAUGCUGGUGACAAAUAUUCCUCUGUGUGUGAAAUCGUAUACAGUACAUUCUGACGUUUACUUUUAUGUUUCUGUUACAUGAUUUAGACUCAAUAAUUUAAAAACAGUUACCAUCCGAUUCUGGAUGAUUGAUUGUUAUGACUCUUAUGUUUUUCAAAGAAUGCGAAGGAAUGUUAAUCUAAAAUAAUAACCAGUUAUCGUCUUGUUAUAUCCAUAUUUUCUUUUGUAUGCUAAAUGAUGUUACUGUGCUUAACUUAAGGUAUGACUAUUAGUGUUCACUGCCUGCUCAUGAGCCAUGCAUGGACAUUAUGGUUAAACAUUUAUUAGACUAAUAAAAGCGGUACUGAA
This is a messenger RNA of Pecten maximus, 993 nucleotides long. RefSeq names its product peptidoglycan-recognition protein SB1-like. Bases 1 to 513 code for a protein of 170 amino acids. NCBI's taxonomy places the organism in Eukaryota, Metazoa, Mollusca, Bivalvia, Pectinida, Pectinidae. Gene Ontology annotation, biological process: peptidoglycan catabolic process. The record is from RefSeq and is a predicted model, not a curated record. The transcript is spliced from 3 exons. Gene Ontology annotation, molecular function: N-acetylmuramoyl-L-alanine amidase activity; zinc ion binding.